This is a messenger RNA of Argiope bruennichi, 2951 nucleotides long. RefSeq names its product oocyte zinc finger protein XlCOF6-like. Lineage: Eukaryota; Metazoa; Arthropoda; Arachnida; Araneae; Araneidae. Bases 510 to 2684 code for a protein of 724 amino acids. The transcript has 2 exons. The record is from RefSeq and is a predicted model, not a curated record.
UGUUUAUUAGUCUUCCUUAAAAAUGACUCUAUUUUUUUUAAAACUUUAAUACAUAUUAUUUUAUAUGUGAUAACGCUUACGUGAUAUAUGUGAUAACGAUAACGAUUUAUAUAAGAUCUGUAAUAAACAGAAAAUAAAAAUUGAUGGCAAAAGAAUCGCAAUCUAUGGAUUUUUGAAUGCAUAGAAAUGAAACAGUUUGAUCAAAUGUCGAUUUAAGGAAAAACUUCUUUGAAAAACUGUUUUCUUUUAUUUGAUGUCCAGGAAGGAAAAUUGACUUCAAUUUUAGAAGCAAAGCUUCACAUUGUCGAUCAUUUUCUUGUGAGUAGAAGUUAUUAUUUAAAAGUAUCAUUUUUUCAACAAAAUAAUACAAAACGUUUAGCAAAUUGAUUUUCAAAUCAAUUUUUGCAUAGUUAAAAAUCUUAUAAACAUUAUUUCAGAUACGAAAAAAAACAUUUGCAUACUCAAUUGCAUUUUUAACAUCACACUUUUAACAAAUCCAUAUUUUACAAAUGGAAAUCCUUAGCAAUAUUGAAAUGAAAGAUUCUCUUAGUGAUUCCGAAUUGAAAGUUUCAUUUCAAGAUUCACUUAGGAAGAGUUCUCUUGACGAUUCAGAAAGGAAAGAUGCUUUUAAUGAUCUAGUUAUGAAAAAUUCGCUUGGUGAUGCAGAAAUAAAAGAUUCUUCUUGUGAUGCAAUAAUAAAAGAUGCUCUUAGUGACACAGGAAUAAAAUAUUCUCAUUGUGACGCAUUAAUAAAAGAUUCUCUUUGUGACCCAUUAAUAAAAGAUUCUCCUUGUAACACAUUGUUAGAAAGUUCUUGUGAUGCAUUAAUACAAGAUUCUGCUUGUGAUGCAUUAAUACAAGAUUCUGCUUGUGAUGCAUUAAUACAAGAUUCUGCUUGUGACGCAGUAAUAAAAGAUUCUCCUUGUGGCGCCUUAAUACUAGAUACUGUCAGUGGCACUAGAAUAAAAAGUUCUCUUUCUGACGCAGAAAUAAAAGACUCUCCUUGUGACGCAUUAAUAAAAGAUUCUUCUUGUGAUGCAUUUGUAAAAGGUUCUCUUAGUGACAUAGAAAUGAAAGAUCUCAGUUGUGACACAUUAAUAAAAACUGCUCAUAAUGACGAAGAAGCAAAAUAUUCUCUUAAUAACUCAGAACAGAAAUACUCUCUUAAUGACUCGGGACAGAAAUAUUCUCUGAAUGACACAGAACAGGAACAUUCUGUUAAUGACUCAGAACAGAAAUAUUCCCUCAAUACUUCAAAACAGAAAAAUUCUCUUAAGACAGAUUCGAAAUGUCAUAAAUGUGACGUUUGUUAUAAAUCAUUCGGUAGCAAUUUCAAGUUGAAAUGCCAUUAUCGUCUUCACACAAGGAAAGAUCUUUUCGAAUGCGUGCCAUGCAACAAAAGUUACUCUCGAAUGGAAGGUUUGAAGAAACAUCUGCGGUCUCAUACUAAUGACAAGCCCUUUAAGUGCGAUAUUUGCAACAAGUCGUUUGCGAGCAAGACUCAUUUACGUGACCAUUUCCGAACUCACACGAAUGAGAGGCCUUUCGCUUGCGAAGUGUGUGGCAAAACUUACAAACAGAAAAACCAAUUAAAUGUGCAUCAUCUGACUCAUACAAACGAGAAACCUUUUGUAUGUGGUAUCUGUGGGAAAAGUUAUAAAGAAAAGACUACCUUAACCAAUCACUACCGUGUACAUACAAAUGAAAAACCGUUCGCCUGUGAGGAAUGUGACAAAACAUUCGCCAUAAAAGGUCUUUUAAAUAGGCAUAUGCUUAUUCAUACAAAGACAGAGAAAAUUUAUGAGUGUGAAAUAUGUUGGAAAGCAUAUUCUCAAAUACGUUAUUUGCGCAAGCACAGCUUAAUUCAUACUGAGGAAAAACGUCAUGCAUGCGACAUGUGCAACAAAAAAUUUAAAGACAAGACUGGUUUGAAUAAACAUCUUCGUACCCAUACGACUGAAAAGUCUUUUAUGUGCGACAUGUGUGGCAAGUUUUUUUCAACCAAAGAAAAUUUAAAAGAACACUUUCGAAGUCAUUCGAAUGAGAGACCUUUCGCUUGUGAUAUAUGCGAUAAAACUUACAAAAAGAGAUGUCAUUUAAAUGUGCAUUAUCUAACUCAUACAAGUGAGAAACCAUUUGUUUGUGAUGUCUGUGGAAAAGGUUAUACGCAAAAGACUACCUUGGCCGAUCACUAUCGUGUUCAUACAAAUGAAAAGCCUUUCGCUUGCGAAGAGUGUGGCAAAGCAUUUUCUCUAAAAUCUGUUUUAAGCAGACAUAUUCUUACACAUACAAAGGCAGGGAAAAUUUACGUGUGUGAAAUAUGUGGCAAAGGAUAUACUCAAGAACGUUAUUUGCGUUCACAUUAUUUUGUUCAUGCUGAGGAAAAGCGUUAUUUGUGUGACAUAUGCAACAAGAGAUUUACAGACAAGAGUGCUUUGAAUACCCAUCAUCGUACUCAUACUAAUGAAAAACCUUAUUUUUGUGCCGUGUGUUUUAAAGCGUUUUCCUGCAGAACUAAUUUGAAUCAACACAAUCGAACUCACACAAACGAGAAACCUUAUGUGUGUGAAGAAUGUGGAAAAGCAUUUUCUCACAAACCGCAUCUGAAAUCACAUAAAGUUACACAUGUGAAGAGCAAGCUUAUGUGGGACAUAUUUCAUUCAAUGAUUCAGCAAAAGGACUAAAUAAAUUUUAUCACAUUAAUGAAAUUUGGUAUUAAAAUUUUUUAACAUUUUCAAAGCUUAUUUUUUCUUGUAAUGAUAUUGAGAUUAAUUUAAUUAAUGAAAUUAUUUUUGCUUAUUUGCUAAAAUUAAUGUGAUUAAUUUUUAUUUAAUUCAUUUAUCAAGACACUUUAAUAUAAUUUAAGAAACUGAAAUAUCUGGGGUUUUAUUCCAUCGAAUAAUUUGAUGAAUUUUAAUACUAGCCUUUUUCUUUUACACAGUAAGUUACUA